Sphaerodactylus townsendi is the source of this 1245-nucleotide messenger RNA. RefSeq names its product ADP-ribosylserine hydrolase (gene ADPRS). Lineage: Eukaryota; Metazoa; Chordata; Lepidosauria; Squamata; Sphaerodactylidae. The transcript has 6 exons. Gene Ontology annotation, cellular component: mitochondrion; nucleus. The record is from RefSeq and is a predicted model, not a curated record. Bases 60 to 1157 code for a protein of 365 amino acids.
UGGCGGCAGGGGCCACAAGGCGUCGCUCCCUUCCCUUCCCUCAGUGAAGGGCAGCCAAGAUGGCGGGGAGCGGUUUGGCGGCCGCAGCAACGUCGGGCUCCCUACUCAGCCGGAGCCGGUUCCGGGGCUGCCUUCUCGGGGCCCUGAUGGGCGAUUGCCUGGGCGGAGGCUUUGAGGGCUCGGAGUCCGUGGAAUGGGCAAUGUUGCUGCGUUUCGUGCGCUCCUUGCAGGAUAAAGACGAGGAGGGCGACAGGAAAACCCUCUACUACAGUGAUGACACAGCCAUGACACACUCCAUGGUGAGGUCUCUGUUGGCCAAGCAAGACUUUGAUGAAGUGGAUAUGGCAAAGAGGUUUGCUGAAGAAUACAAGAAAGACCCAGACCGGAGCUAUGGAGGGGGUGUUAUUACUGUGUUCAAGAAACUCCUCAGCCCCAAAUGCAGAGAUGUUUUUGAACCAGCAAGACAACAAUUUAAUGGGAAAGGCUCCUACGGUAAUGGUGGUGCUAUGAGAGUAGCAGGCAUCCCACUGGCAUACUCUAAUGUUCAAGAAGUGAAGAAGUUUGCUAAACUGAGUGCUGAGCUGACCCACGCCAACUCCUUGGGCUAUAACGGAGCCAUACUGCAGGCCUUGGCAAUUCACUACGCCCUCCAGGGGGAGCUGAAUCGAGACCGAUUCCUGGAGCACCUGAUAGGCCACAUGGAAGACGUCGAAAUGGAUGACAAGUCUGUAGCUGAUGCACGAAUGCUUGGUUACGAAGAAUUACCCUUUUCAAAACGGCUAAAGAAGAUCAAAGAACUUCUGGAGCAGAGCACUGUGCCAAAUUCAGAUGUGCUGGCUGAAUUAGGCAACGGUAUUGCAGCGCUGCAUUCAGUCCCUACUGCCAUAUAUUCUUUCCUGCGCUGCAUGAAAUCUCAUCCAGAUAUUCCUGAGGAUUACAACUGCCUUCAGCGGACCAUCAUCUAUUGCAUAUCCCUGGGUGGGGACACAGAUACCAUUGCAACCAUGGCUGGAGCCAUUGCAGGGGCUUAUUAUGGGGAAGAGCAAGUGCCCCAAAGCUGGACGCGUAGCUGUGAGUCUUCUGAGGAGACCAAGGAAAUGGCUGACAGUUUGUAUGAACUCUACUGUCAGCGGCAGAGGGACUCUGGUACGAAAUAAUGCGCUGUUGUGCCCUUUGAUCUCUGUUCUCUUUUAUUCCUUCAGAGGAUGUGGCCAUCAUCUGAAAUAAAGGAGAUCCUUCCAUUAA